Pecten maximus is the source of this 3798-nucleotide messenger RNA. RefSeq names its product gonadotropin-releasing hormone II receptor-like. Lineage: Eukaryota; Metazoa; Mollusca; Bivalvia; Pectinida; Pectinidae. Bases 50 to 1432 code for a protein of 460 amino acids. The record is from RefSeq and is a predicted model, not a curated record. Gene Ontology annotation, molecular function: vasopressin receptor activity; peptide binding. Gene Ontology annotation, biological process: G protein-coupled receptor signaling pathway. Gene Ontology annotation, cellular component: membrane. The transcript is spliced from 6 exons.
UUCAACGUUCCGUAACAAAAGUUCAGAUAACUUUCAGGAGAUUCCGGAUAUGACGUUGCAGAUCACCACUCCUAUAUCUUGUGUACCCUAUGGGACGGAAAACGUUACGGAGUUUACGAAAAACAUGACCGGAUGUAAGGUUGUCCCGGUGGAGGGACUUCCGGAGGACAUGACGUUUAAUGAUAACAGUGUGGUAGCUGUGGCCGCCUACACCUGUCUGUUCGUGGUAGCCGCAUGUGGUAACCUUACAGUAUUUAUCACGUUAUUUAGAAACAGACAUGUCAAAUCCCGUGUCAACCUGUUCAUUUUACACCUGUCAAUAGCUGAUCUUAUCGUAACUUUUAUUAUGCUACCAAUGGAGAUCUCUUGGCAUAUCACCGUAGCCUGGACGGCCGGAGACUUGACUUGUAGGAUCCUCAUGUUUUUCCGUGCUUUUGGACUUUACCUUUCCUCUUUCAUACUCGUGACUAUUAGUCUGGACCGUUAUUUUGCUAUUUUGCAUCCAUUGAGUUUAAAUGAUGCCGAUAAACGGGGGAAAAUAAUGUUGACAUUAGCCUGGAGUUUUAGCCUUGUUGCCAGCAUUCCACAGAGUGUUAUAUUCCACGUGGAGCACCAUCCUCAGCAUCCUUGGUAUACACAGUGCGUCACCUUCAACUUUUUCCCGACUGCCAAACAUGAACUCGCAUAUAACCUCUUCAAUAUCAUCACGUUAUACGCCCUACCCCUGCUCAUUAUAUCAGCGUCAUAUUCAUUAAUAUUAUUUGAAAUAUCCAAGAAAACACGACAAAGUAGAGAAGAGACAGGUUUAUCAGCGAAGGCUCGAAGUCGAUUACGCCGUUCUUCUAUGGGAAACAUUCGUCGUGCACGUAGCAGAACAUUAAAGAUGACAUUAGUAAUAGUCAGUGUGUUUGUGCUGUGCUGGACGCCUUACUUUGUAAUAUCGGCAUGGUGGUGGUUCGACAAAGACUCUGCUAAGAAGUUAGACCCAAAGAUACAGAAAGGUUUAUUCUUGUUUGCCGUUUCUAACUCCUGCAUGGAUCCGAUAGUGUAUGGAAUGUUCACCAUCAAUUUCAAGAGGGAGUUAGUUCGCUGCUGCUGUUGUUUGAAAACGGCCUUGAAACGACAGAAACUUCGGGGUGUCAUGAUACACUAUCAGUCAUCCACAAGAAGAAGUCCCAUCAACUUUAAGAGUGGUUCUUACUUCAAGGCCAAAUUUCAAUCAAAUCAGUUUUACGAAGAUAGUGAAGUUGACUCGAGCACCGGACUCAGUAGAUUUUCUGGAACUGUGGAUUCCCCAAGAACGGUGACAAAUCACACGCACACAGUCCCAGGCAGUGGUGCGAUGUCAUCCAAAUGUAACACCGAAUCUCGAGCAAAUAUAAACAACUUCAUGACAAUUAAACUGCCUAUCGAUACGGAACAAAAUAAUUGACUCGAAAACCUGCUCACAGAACUCACAUGAAAUAGUGUGUACCAUAUGUUCUGUCGUGUGGCUUACAUGACCAAUACAAGGUAUUGCUUAAUGACAAUAUAAUCAACACAUAGACAAGGUGUCUGUUUGUAUGAGUGGACAGACGUUUAUUGUUUAAUAUACAUGUACACCUAUAGUUUUGUUUAACAUGUGGAUUACUCUUUGACAAAUAGGGGUAUAACAAAACUUAAACUGUGAUAUAUAGAUAGAAAUUUUAUAAUGAUUGGUUGCAAAAUAGUAUAUUUAAAGAAAUCACCAAUUAUUUAUUUAAAUACCGUUUUUUCCUCUUUUAAUGUAAUUAUAAUUUGGUUACAAACAUGUUAAUCUCGAGAUCCAUUUCAGACAGUGUUAUAUAAUCUUGUUAACAAUAAUACGAAAGCAUUAAAGUGCGAAGUACAUUAUAAGAAUCACCACAGUUUUUUCGCACACUUUUAUACGUGUAAGAUCGACCGAUUAAGAAACCAUAAAUCUGACUCCAAAUCAAUGUAACGAGGGCAGGGGCAAAAUAUGAACAGUGUGUAUAUAUAUAUUUGCAUAGAGACUCUUGAAACGUAGCAGUACAAUAGGGCCAGGCAUACAAAUCUAGAUAAAGCAGGGGUUCCGUCACAUUCUCCAAUGAACUAGGGCGGUAACAAAGGAACCACCAGAUACAUCAACAAUCAUCGAACACGUCUGAUUUAUUAUAUUAUGGGAGUAAGUCGAUUUCGCUGGAAUAUGUAAACACUAAAGGAAGGGGAAACAAGGAUGUUACUGGCUAAAGAUAAAAAUUAACAGCCGAGAACAAAAAUAGAUUUUGAUGGGAACAAGACAGUGGAUUUACGCCAACAUAAGCCAAAAACCAUUCUCGAAGAAUAAUUAUCAUGCAAGUAUUUUGUAAAGUACCGAAAGAGCGUCAAUCUCGGAACUCAACCUACAGUAAGGUGUUCAAGGAUGAACUUAUUGUUCGGUUUGACAUUGUAGAUAAUGUAAAAAAUGUUGAUUUGAUUAAACAUCUAAAAUUUAUUGUGAAAAAAAAUGAAUGUAUAAAAGUAUAAUGGAUGUGACGAGGAUUAUGUUUGUGUAUAAUUAGUUUGUAGCUUUAUAUUUGUAUAAAUAACGAUCCCAGUGAUCACGCUACAAAACUGUCACAAAGCAAACCUAGCUGAUUUAUAUUGAUCAUUCCAUGGUAUUAAGUUUUUGUUUGUCUUAUUUUGUGAAGUUUUCUUGUUAAUUGUGAUAUAUGGUGUUAUUUAUUAAUUGCUAUAUACAAAUAUCUCCAAUGGAAUCUUGGUAUGUGAGAACAACCAAAAGGCAACCACUACUGUGCUUUAAAAUUGCGAUGGAAAAUCGUGAAAAAAAUCCAUCGCAAAUUCAGUUUUAAGUUUGCGGCAAUAUGAACAAACCAUAAUUUUGUGACAUUUGUUCUAUACGCUUAAUCCAAAAGAAGCAAAAACGCCAUGAUUAUCGUUUGUUGCGGGUUAUUUCCGGAAACUUCUUUGUUAUGCUGCCUAGGAUUUGUGACGUUCAAAUUGAAGCGAAAUACGCCUAUCGGGAUAACACCAUUCAUCAAUUACAUGUACGUCUUUUCCAUGUGGUGUCGUUCAUUCAUUGAAUCAGCAAUCACAAUCGAGGUUGUGUAAACUAUGUACAUAUGCCAUGCUAAAUCACGAUGGACUAUCGAAUUAUUUUUGCCUGCAUUUUAUAUUUCAUUAAUUACAAAAAUAGAUGUUUGACAAUUGGACAAUGACUAUAUUUUCGAUAAAGAGAUCCCCUUGUGUAUAAUUUUUUUUUAAAUGAUGCAAGAAUUUGUCUAAAUUUAAUAAAACAAAAAACAUAAAAAUAUUAUUCAUCUAGAUAACUGCUGCAAACAAAUUUGUUUUCGAAUGUAUAUAGUGACAGGUCAAUAUGUCACAAAAAUGACGUUAUGAUAUUGUAAGUGCAUUGCGUAGAUGUAAAACGCAAAUAAAAUGGAGUAAAUCAUAUUCAAAUUAUCAAAGAAUCCGUUUUAAUUGGUGCCAUGAUUACUGGGAAAUUUUGAGAUCACAUUUGCACCCAUUUGAGAGAAAGAGUCAAUUGAAAGAUUUUUUGUCCUGUGCUUUUAAUAAAUAAUUUACAGGGAAGAGCAUUUUGUAUCGAACACACCGGUGGGUAUGAUAUUGGGUACAUGUAGUUAAAAUAAGUGUCACCUACUUGGAUCAUCUCAGAGGAUGUGGUCACUCAUGCGUAUUAAUCGCUGUAUGUAAUUGCUAACACAAACGUAGGCUUUCCUAUUGAAUGUUCAUUCCUAAUUAAGACAAACAAAUAUAAAUACAGAAUUGGUAAAAUGGAGAGAGGAGGUUUAUACUCAC